This is a messenger RNA of Thunnus maccoyii (southern bluefin tuna), 4338 nucleotides long. It is a transcript of the gene cdipt, whose product is annotated as CDP-diacylglycerol--inositol 3-phosphatidyltransferase (phosphatidylinositol synthase). The record is from RefSeq and is a predicted model, not a curated record. The transcript is spliced from 6 exons. Gene Ontology annotation, molecular function: CDP-diacylglycerol-inositol 3-phosphatidyltransferase activity. Lineage: Eukaryota; Metazoa; Chordata; Actinopteri; Scombriformes; Scombridae. Gene Ontology annotation, cellular component: membrane; Golgi apparatus. The coding region runs from base 159 to 797 and encodes 212 amino acids. Gene Ontology annotation, biological process: phosphatidylinositol biosynthetic process.
AAGCGGCCCGUGACAAACAGGUGCUGGACAGGAAGUCAUCGUUCAACAAAACUCAACUGUCGCUGUAGUGAGUUUUCGUCUGAAACUCUGCCGAUACUGUUGUUACCGAGCGGGAUUAAAAGAUAAAAAUACGACAAAAACAGCGCCAAACAUCAAAGAUGGCGGAGGAAAACAUCUUCUUCUUCGUUCCUAAUUUGAUCGGUUACGCUCGUAUCGUGUUGGCUCUGCUGUCGUUCUACCUGAUGCCCUGCUGUCCGUGGCCCGCCGUCUUCUGCUACCUGGUCAGCGCGCUGCUCGACGCUUUUGACGGCCACGCUGCACGAGCGCUCAAUCAGUCCACCAAGUUCGGUGCGAUGAUGGACAUGCUGACAGACCGCUGCGCCACCAUGUGUCUGCUGGUCAACCUGUCGCUGCUCUACCCCUCCUACACCUUCCUGUUCCAGCUCAGCAUGUGUCUGGACAUCGCCAGCCACUGGCUGCACCUGCACAGCUCAACAAUUAAAGGAUCAGCCAGUCACAAGACCAUCGACCUCUCCGGCAACCCGAUCCUCCGGAUCUACUACACAUCAAAGCCGGUGCUGUUCGUCAUGUGUGCGGGGAACGAGCUCUUCUUCUGUCUGCUCUACCUUCUCCAUCACAUCGAGGAACCUGCAGCCUGGAUCUACUGGCUGCAGGGACUCUGCGGGACCAUCUGCCUGCUGAAGUCCGGCAUCAGCCUCCUGCACCUCAUCACCGCCUCCCAGAACAUGGCCGCCCUGGACGCCGCCGAGCGAGAGAAAGCCGCCAAGAAGCAGUGAGAGAGGAGUCGGUGAAAAAACACGCCACUGUUUUUUUUUUUUUUUAUUUAUAUUUACUUGUUGACUUGAACUGCAGCGACUUAAACACGGUGUUUGUUCAGCGAAGCCAGAGAGAAAAGUUUUAUGACCAAAAUAUCAGAUCAGAAAAUUCCAAAUCAGGCAGAAAGAAGAAGAAGAAGAAGAAGAUCGUCUCCAGUAAACAUUCAUUCAUCUACAGUAAACAGGAAAUCUCCAUAUCACCAUAGAAACUGACAUUAGAAACAACAGAUAAAAGUUUCUUUAUCAGCUAUAUUUCUCUAUAUUAGUGUCAUUUAAUAUAAAGAUAUUAUUAAUGUUAUUUUAGUGCUAUAACAGUUUGUCACUUAUUUGGUCCGUUGAUGGACAUAAAACUGAAAAUGAAACUUAUUUAUUAUAAUCAGUGAAACGUUUUCAGCCGAACAUGUCGAUCAGAUCAGAUUCAGCGUCUUCAUUGUGACAGUUUGUUUUUUUUUUUUUUCCUGUUUUAUGUCAUAAACUGAAUAUUUAUUCAAGCAAAACAACAUUUGAAGACGUCAAAGGGAACUGUGAGGAACAUCAAAUAACUGUUUGAUUAAUCUAUAAUGAGAAUGAUCGUUAGCUUUAGCCCUGUUUUUGAUUAUUUUAUCUUUUCAUACAUGUUUCUAUUUUGGAAGUAAGUUAAAAAUGUUUUUUUUAUUGUGCAGCAGACGGUUUACUUUUUGUCUAGAUGGUUUAAUUAUUUAAUUUUUGUUGCAGGGCUGCGAGUAACGAUUCUUUUCUUUAUCGAUUAAUUUGCUUUUUGACUGUAAAAUGCUGGUUAUCAUUCACCACAUGUCCUGUUCAGUCUUUAUGUGUCAUGUUUGUCACAUAAAAGCUGAUUUUUGGCAUAUUUGAGUAAAAAAAAAAUGACUAAAAUAAUUGUUAAAUUAUUAAGAUAGUUGCAGAUUAGUUUUCUGUCCGUCGACUAGUUGUUACAGCUUAAAGUUUUAAUGAUCUUGAAUGAAGCUUUGCUCUGUAUUAAUAAUAAUAAUAAUAAUAAUUAUAUGACAAUACAGGAGACGGAGCUAAAAAUGUGACGAUUGUUACUCGACCUCAGGAUCCGAAAUGAUUCUUUAAUAUCUCGACGUCAGCGGCUGCUGCAGGUCCUGUUAGCAUUUAGCAUUUAGCAUUCAGUAACGAUGGUGAGUUUGUGAAGGGAAAUAUUCUCUCCGUAUGAGAGUAAAAUUAAUUUCUAGAGCAACGAAGGCUGAUGUUUUGUUUUAUAAUCUGAAUCUUUCGACAUGAUUUGAUUUUAAAGCCUCAGUUUAGUUUUAGUAGCACUUUGUUUAUCCUGAUGUUCCUCAUCUGAUGUCUGAAGAUGAAACACAUGACAAUCAAAUCUAUAUUUCAAAUUAUAAAAAAAAAAAGUCAGAGACGAUAUCUGGUAAAUAUUAGUAAAAGUGAGAAUCAUUGAAAAGUAUUUUUACAGUAAAUAAUGUUCUGAAAUUGAUGACCAGUCAACACAACCAGUGUGUGACAUCAAAUACAACCAAAUGUCUUAAAUUAUCUGAAUAUUGUAAAGAGUUUAUGAGUUGUAACUUAAUUAAUGGUGAAUAGAUCAUUUAAUGAUGUUUUUAAUUCAGUUAUAAGCCGUUAAUAUUCAAAGAACUGAAGUUUCUGGCUGGUUGUCUCCAGUCAGAAAUGACAGUUCUGUUAAAUUAUAAACAUAAUAAAAGUUUCUUACAAUAAUUCAUAAAUAAAUGUUAAUAAUAAUAAUCUGAGACGUCCUGCAGAUCGUUUACAGGUCAAACUGUUUCCUGCUGGAGGAUAAAAACCAACACUGAUCCAUAAAACGUUAGUAAAUGAUGUAUUAACCUUUAAUAAAGCAGCUGGUUAUAAAAGUUAAGUGACUAUAAAGCCUCGUUCAGACUGAUGUACGUCUGUAGAGCUGAUCAGUUAUAAUUACAGCUUCUAUUAUUAUUAUUAUUAUGUUAUUAUUAUAACUGCUCAGUGAACUUUUUCCUUUGAUUAAAAAAAUGUCUUUGCUGAUCUGACAGACGGAAACAUGCCGACAGCAACAUAUCAGCCUCGUUUUCAGCGGAUAUUUGUUUACGUUUUGGCUAAAAGUCGUGAAUCAGCUGUUUGCAGCGUAACACAGACGAACUGAUGACGUGCUGAUUCUGCAGCCUCGUGUUUCCUCUGGUCAGAUCCCGUCGUCUCUCCGCCGUUAAAACGCCUCCAUGAGCUCAACUACGGAGGAGCACAGUGAACAUGUUUGAGCUGCAAUAAUGAUUAUUUUCAUGAUCAAUCUGUUGAUUGUUUUCUCCAUUAAUCGAUUAGUUGUUUGGUCCAUAAAAUAUCAGAAAAUAAUCAGCAGAUUCAUCGAUGAUAUUUUCUUGUUCAUCUCGGUGUAUCAGUACAGCGACAAGGCUGCAACUAUUGAUAAUUUUCAUUGAUUUAUUUGCUGAAUAUUUUCUUGAUUAUCUGUUUGCUAAAUGUCUUUAAUUUCUUUAAUCCCAAAAUGACGUCUUCAUACAUCCUUUUUUGUCGCGACCAACCCAAAAAUAUUCAGUUUACAGUCAGAGUUUGAAUAUUUCUUUCAUGAAAAAAAUGACUCAAACAGACGAAGCAAUUAUCAAAAUAGCUGCCAACUAAUCAAUUAAUCAUCACAGCUCUAUAAUAUUUGACUUCAUCCAGUCUGAACGGAGUUUAAUUAGAAUCUGCUGCUUCACCUUCUGCAUUCAAACAAACUAUCUGUAACUUUUCUGGGACAACAGCUGCUGUUUUAGUGUCUCCAGUCAGCUGAUCGAACAUAAUUAUCCACAAGCAAAACCUGCCUUUUAUUCCUCACUUUGUUUUUUUUUGUUUUACUGUUAAUUUUCUGAUUUGACCAAAACAGCCGAAGCUUUCACUGAGUCCAUGCAGAUAACAUCCUUUUUAUUAUUAUCACAAACAAAAGCAAAAAGUGUUUCUGUUGAAAUAUUCCUGUGUGUGUGACGUCCGAGCCACUAUCUCUGCUGUUCUUACAUGUUCAUUUCUUGAGAUUCCUGCUAAUAAUUUUGAUGUUGAUUAAACGGUAAUUGUUGCACUUAGAAGGAUCAGUUAGUGCUUUUAUUUUGACAUAUAUGACUUUUAUUUUGUGGUAGAAGAGUCAAUUUAGGAACAAAUAGAAAGUUAUACCUCACGUGAAGAGCACCAAGUAUUAUCGUUUUGUGGUUGUUGCGUUGUACGUUUUUUAAAGUCACUGACCACAUGUGUGUGUGUGUGUGUGUGUGUGCAGCUGAUGGACUACUGUAAAGCCAAGUUUCAAUGCAGAAUGUGUGAAAGUGUUGAAAUAUAAACAGUCGCCUCUUGUUUUUGAUGGAACUUAUUUCCUAGAAUGUAUUAUUAUAAAAUACUGAUGUUUAUCAGCAGGAUGCAGCAAAGCCAAGUCUCAUGUUAUAUUUAAAAAAAUAUAUAUAUUAUUGGUAGUAGUUUAAAAUAUUUGAUGGUUAUUUUGUUUGCAGUGAAAGUGGUUUGAAUUUACUGUAAAAUCAGCUGCAAAAUAAAGACGAUGAAAACAAGA